UCUAUAACAAUUGUUGUUGCAUAUAAUUUUUGCUAGUUUAUAAUGGAAGAUGUUUUAUAGGCACUGAUUGUGCUAAGGACAGCCACCAGGGGACAAGAGUAAAAUCUUAAGCAAUAAAAAAAAAUAUCUGUAAUGGCAUGAUCCAAGCUUUUUGAAAAAUCUCUCUGCUAACGAUAAAGGCAAUAUGAGUAGUUUAGGUUUCUUCACCCAAUAGUUUAAAGCAUUAGCUAGAUAAGAAUGGAGUUAUACUCACCAAAACAGCCUGUUUAUUAAUAUUUUUUUCAUGAAGAGUAAAAACCAAAUAAAUAAUAUGUUAUUGGACUCUGUCGAACUUAUCACUUCUUCUUUUUCUAAACAAGACUACUUCACAAUCUUUGAUUCCAAAAAUAGUAGUGAUUUGAUAUAAAGAAAGAGUCAAUGGUCCAUGAAAACGAAGUUUUAGCACUAAAAAGUGGGUCUAGCUCCUCCUCCUCUCUCAAGAGUUAUAAAAGUGCGUUUGAGAAGGAAGUUUGUGAUUGUUUUUGUUUGUGUGUGCGAGAAAGAGAUAUGAACGACGCAGAUGUGUCAAAGCAGAUACAACAGAUGGUCCGGUUCAUCCGGCAAGAGGCUGACGAGAAAGCUAACGAGAUCUCAAUCUCUGCUGAGGAGGAAUUCAACAUAGAGAAACUUCAGCUUCUUGAAAAUGCCAAGCGUAAGCUCCGUCAAGAUUAUGACCGCAAGCUCAAGCAGGUCGAUAUCCGCAAGCGCAUCGACUACUCGACGCAGCUGAAUGCAAGUAGGAUUAAGUACCUUCAAGCACAAGAUGACGUUGUCACCUCCAUGAAAGACUCUGCGGCUAAGGAUCUCCUUCGUGUUUCCAACGACAAGAACGCAUACAAGAAACUUCUCAAGGCUCUCAUCGUUGAGAGUUUGCUGCGGCUGAAAGAGCCAUCAGUGCUGCUGAGAUGCAGAGAGAUGGACAAGAGGGUUGUUGAAUCCAUCAUUGACGAUGCUAAGAGACAGUAUGCAGACAAAGCCAAAGUCGGGUCUCCUAAGAUCACAAUUGACGAAAAAGUGUUCCUCCCUCCACCUCCUAACCCUAAGCUCCCUGACUCCCAUGACCCUCACUGCUCGGGCGGGGUGGUGCUGGCUUCUCAAGAUGGAAAGAUUGUCUGCGAGAACACUUUAGACGCACGUCUAGACGUUGCCUUCAGACAGAAGCUUCCCCAGAUCCGGACACGCCUCGUUGGAGCUCCUGAAAUCUCAAGAGCAUGA
Molecule: messenger RNA, 1254 nt
Organism: Raphanus sativus (radish)
Lineage: Eukaryota; Viridiplantae; Streptophyta; Magnoliopsida; Brassicales; Brassicaceae
Product: V-type proton ATPase subunit E2
Exons: 5
Coding region: 418-1254 (278 amino acids)
Biological process (GO): proton transmembrane transport
Cellular component (GO): proton-transporting two-sector ATPase complex, catalytic domain
Molecular function (GO): proton-transporting ATPase activity, rotational mechanism
Source: RefSeq, a predicted model, not a curated record